AUGACGGAUUUCUUCUCACGACAUUUCUCUAAAUCUUCUAGCAACGCCAAUUCUUCCUAUCUCGAAACCAACACAAAAGCCUACGACUACACCAGCACAUCUCAAACUCUCUGUAUCCGCGCAUCCACGACGAAUCCCGGCCUUCUGGUUGUGCAAUAUGACGGCGCUCCACAGAACACACCACCGUUAUAUUCCAUUGCCCCCCACGCCAUGUCGCCAGGCAUGCUCAUCGUCUACCGCGGCCUUCCCGAUCCCACGGGCCAGGCGGGCCCCAUUGGCCACAUCACACGCAGCUCGGAGACCUCAGCCGAGCUGAACAUGCGCGGCUGUGCCAUGAAUCAUAAGAUGAGCCAACUGUCGGGCGACUUUUCCGUUACCGGCACGCCGAUGGGCACGCUGAAGUGGAAGGCCAGCAAGCUCACGGGGGGCUCGACUCUCACGCUGUGCGACGGCAACGGCAGGAAGCUGGCCAAGACGAAGUCUAAGAAGGCCGGGUUUGGCGAUCAGAAAAUCGAGAUGCUGGUCCCAUAUGAUGAGAUGGUGGUUGAGAUUGCCGUGGUGACGGCGUAUCAGGCCAAGGCGGUUGCGGACCGAAUGGUUGGCGCCGUCGUGGAGGUGAUGCAAGCCGUUUCUGGGACUUAG
Trichoderma aggressivum f. europaeum is the source of this 642-nucleotide messenger RNA. RefSeq lists its product as uncharacterized. Lineage: Eukaryota; Fungi; Ascomycota; Sordariomycetes; Hypocreales; Hypocreaceae. The transcript has a single exon. The record is from RefSeq and is a predicted model, not a curated record. Bases 1 to 642 code for a protein of 213 amino acids.